Anguilla anguilla (European eel) is the source of this 2243-nucleotide messenger RNA. RefSeq lists its product as uncharacterized. The record is from RefSeq and is a predicted model, not a curated record. Lineage: Eukaryota; Metazoa; Chordata; Actinopteri; Anguilliformes; Anguillidae. The transcript is spliced from 7 exons. The coding region runs from base 816 to 1763 and encodes 315 amino acids.
ACUUUCAUUGUGUGAAAAUAGAAUACAAACUGGUGUAGUCUCUGUAGUGUUUUGUCUGUUUCAGAUAGUUGAGUUCAUAAUUCAUGGCUGCUUCUAGAUGUGGAUGACUGAAGAAGGACUCCAGAUAACAAUUGUUAAUACAGCAGUUUCCAUAGGAACUUUCUUUGUGCAUGAAAACACUGUUCUUUUCUUUGAAAUUUUGGUAAUGUUAUCACGCUCUAUGAUUGGGUGCAGUAUAUUAUCCAGCAUGAGGUUCUAUAGCAAGUAAGGUAAAAGUCACAGACAAUAUUUACAAAUAGCUGAAUAUCAGACUCAUUGGUAAAGAAGAUGUUGUGUGGUAUACACAUACCAAAAUGAGGUAGGGUAGGUAUGACAGCAGUUAAAAGGAUGUAUAGAAAAUAUGAAUGAAUGUAAUGAGUGCAUAUCAGGAGUGUUUAUCUGUGUGUUAGACCAAUAAUGUGAGAAUGGACCAAAGGUGUGUGUAUGUGUGUUUGAGAGAGGGUGAGAGAGAGAGACAGAGAGAGAGAGAUUGUCAGUGCGUUCUGGGUUUGUUUCUAUGGGUGGACUGAAUGUUUGGAUGUUAGAUAAUGUGUGUACAGGAAUGACAGGGUGUGAGUACAUAUUUGAGGAGCAUGUGUGCGAGAGUGCAUGUGUCAGAGUGUAAGUUACUCUGUUAAACAUUACCAUACUGCACCUGCGCAACUGUUACCUUAUUUCUACCCAACAUCCUGUGGGUCCACCUGUCUCAGGUAACUCAAGACUCAGUCCAUCUUUAUUCCUGGCUCAGAGUCGCUAUAUUUUUGCAGGUUGUUACCAUGGGGGACCACAAUCCUGCUCGAGUGGCUAUGCUAGUGCUUUCAUUGCUCAUUUAUGUUAUUGUUCUGGCAUUCAACGGAAUGGCGGGGCCUGGGAUUGGCCCAUUUGUUCAAACCACAAAGAACGUGUCAGACAUAUAUGACACAGAAAUCACCCCAUCAGGUUGGACAUUCUCGAUCUGGGGCAUCAUUUACACCUGGUUAACUGCCAUGCUCCUCUACAUCUUCACUGGCCUUUGCAGAAGGAAUGCUUAUGGAUGGGUGUACUGUAGCCCUGCUGUCCUGCCCUACGGAUUCUUCGUAUCCUGGCUCAUAAACAUGACUUUAAACAUUAUCUGGCUGAUCCUGUGGGACAGAGAACUGAUGAUACCUGCACUCGUUGUGCUGGCGUUGGUUGCAUUUACAAACUACCUGAUGGUCUUCUUCUCCUGUCAUGGGCUUCACGUGUAUGGUGCCUGGCUUAACAAGUAUCACAGAGUGGAUCUAUGGUGUCUUCGUGUGCUGGUACAGAAUGGCAUUUGCGUGUACACAACAUGGACCUCGAUAGCCACGUUGAUCAACUUCAACAUUGUGUUGAGCUAUGAAGCGGGGGUGUCCAAAUCGGACGGAGGCACAGUGUGCCUCGCCAUUCUGCUAACAGAGGUCAUCACUUGGUUUGUUCUGGAAAACUUUGUUGUGGAGAAGCAUGUUCGCUACAUCCUUACCAUCUAUCCAGUGGUGAUUAUGGCUCUGGCAGGAAAUAUGACCAAGAAUUACGAUAGCGCUGCGCCAAGCCGGAAUGGCAUUCUCAUCGCGGUGCUGCUGGCGCUGGUUUGCACGCUGUUCCUCGUGCGAGUUGCCUUGGUGAUCUGGCGACACCUGAAACAGCCGCUCUACCGAGGCGAGGGCUCGAAAGGAGCCAUGUCACCGAUGGAGACUGCUGAAAAGCAGAAAAAAAUGUUCACUUAGAGAAGUGUGCACGUCUCUAUGUCUGUACUUGCUGUCUUACUGUAAUUCAUUGCGUUAAAGUUUUGCUUAGAUGAAUCGCUAUGUUCUAGAAGAGAAAUCAACAUGUCAACGGAAAUGUCUAAUGUGAUAUUGGCUUUUCAUCUGAAAUUAUACAGAAGGUAAAUGUUUCAAACAAGGUAUGACAUUUUAAUUUGUGUAAUUUGUUAGUUGAAAAUGCAAUGGUUGUUUAUAUAGAUGAAAAUGAUAUCAUUCAAGACCUUUUCAAUUUAUGUGGGGAAAACAGGCUAAUUUCCCUAAUGAUUUCUAAAGUCUAAUUAGAUUCAUUCUUACUCAUUAUUUAUACAUGAUUUAUGUUUGCACACUCUUUGAAACAGUUAAUGGAUUUUCAGUUGUAUUUAGUCUGGAAACACUGCACAAUUGCAUUUAGGGUAUGUGCCUGUUAUAGCUGCAGCAAAAUGAAUUCACAAUGUUUUCUUCCUC